UCCACGGGCACGUUGCCGAAGGCGGACGGACACUGCCAGGACCAAAAAUGGCGGCAGCUGUCAGUUCGCUCUAUGAUUACAGAGAGCCUGCUUGUCUCGACAGUGAUGGCGAGGGGUACAAACCUCCAUCAAGAGGAAACUUCCCUUUUAAGAAGCAGAGAAAAGGAAUUCCGAUGAAAGUUCUGGAAAGGGACACCCAAGCAGAUGAGGACAGCUUUCCAGAAAGUGGAGACUUUUCACCAGAUCCAUACAAUGACCCUUGCGAUUUUGAUGAGUCUGAGAAGAACCGGAUGGAGGUGCCUUAUUUCCAGCCAUCACAUAUUGCAAGUGUACAAUGCUCUCCAAGCUUAAAAGAGGAAGAAGCAUUAAUCUCCAGCGGAAGCAUAUACAAGGCUCCCAACUGUAAAGUAAGGGAGGUGUUUUAUGGAAACCAGUCUCAUCUUCAGGUAUUUGCCAUCAGAGACAUUGCAAAAGGUGAAGAAAUCACAAUUGAUUACGGAUUGCCAGAAUUCUCUUGGAGAAACAAUGAACUGAGCUUCCAAAAUGCUGAUUCUUCAGCUGUUCUUGACUAUAGCUCUGAUCUUGACUGUGAUAUUAAAAAGGAAGAGGAUGAACCCUGUAAUUUUCUAGCUGUACCAGGAGCAUCCACAUCUGAAUAUAUUCCGUCCUGGUCCCUUUCUCCUACUUCUAGCACCUCUCAGUCAGACCAGUGUGAAACCUCAUCCCAGCUCGAGUCUCCCGAGUGCUGUAAGGCUCUUUUGCAUGAGGAGGGGCCUAAAACAAGACUUUUACGCAGCAGGAGAAAGACUCUUCUAGUAGACGAUUGGUCCUCUGCCCAGAGUGUUGAGGUGGUCACGAAAAAAAACUGUACUGAUGCACAGGGACGUCGAUUUUACAAAAAGCAUUACUGCAUGUUUUGUGAAAAGGGAUUUAAAAAGAUUGCUCGCCAUUUGGAACAGAUGCAUUCAAAUGAACCUGAAGUGGCAAAGGCAGUCAGCCACAAGAAAGGCUCAAAGGAAAGAGCAAUUUUAUUACAGGAACUACGUAACAAAGGGGAUUUCUCUCACAAUGCUGCUGUAUUAGAAAAAGGUGUUGGACAGCUAAUUACACAAAGGCAACCAGUUAAGCAGCUGGCCCCAGAGGAUUAUCUGCCCUGUCAGUACUGCCUAGCAUUGUAUAUGAAAAAUGAUCUUUGGCGCCAUCAAAAACGUUGCUCUUUAAAGACAAAAAGGAGCAACAUUGGAAGGGGCGGCCGCAUCCAAGCUGAAGCAGCACUCCUUUUACCGGCUCCUGUAUCUUCAGUUGGUGAAGGUGUUCAGAAGCUGCUUCGUAAAAUGCCAGAGGACAAGAUAACGUUGGAGGUCCAAAAUGACCCUCUUAUUUUACAUUUUGGGGAUCGAUUGUUUUUGCAGGCAGGAAAUCCCGUAGAAAAGCAGAGGGUAUCUGACAUCUGUGCUAAGAUGAGGGAGUUAGCAAAGUUAAAAAUGGAAUCGCAAAAACUCGACCAUAGUAUAAGCUCUUUAAGAGAUUUAGUGGACUCUUCUCGAUUAGAUGUGUUGGCCAGUGCAGCAAGAAAUGCUACAGGCUUUGAACAGCACAUGCAAAAAUAUUCAAGCCCUUCAGCAGCUCUCAAACUGGGAUUGUCCUUAAGCAAGGCAGCAGUCAUUCUAGAAGGGGAUGCUAUUCGAAGUGGUGAUGAGAGUCUUCGAAAGAAAGUGGAAAGAUUUAAGGUGGCAAUGAAGAAUGAGUGGGCAUUCCAGGUGUCUACCUUUCCUGAAAGCAGUUCUAUGACCUUUCGUUAUGGCAAGAAGUGGAACAAACCUCAUUUAUUACCCCUGUUAGAGGACCUGUUGCUUCUUCAGACCCAGCUGAGAGAGAAAGAGGAGAUUUCUAUGGUAGACAUGGAACAAAAUCCAAGCGCAGAAUCCUGGAGGUCUUUGUGCCAAGCCACUCUAAUCCAAGUAAUUUUAUUUAAUCGAAGACGCGACUGUGAGGUGUCUAAAAUGCUCAUCCAAGCUUAUUCCAAGAGACAAAGAUUCCCUAGCAAUGAGGAAAUGGAAAGCAAUUUUGCAGAUUUUGAACGGUACAUGUGGAACAGCCUGGCAAGAGUGGAAAUUCUUGGCAAAAGAGGCAGAUAUGUGCCUUUGUUAUUAACCCCAAGGAUGGAGAUGUGUAUGAGCCUUCUUUUAAGGACUCGAGAGUGCGUUGGAAUUGAUGAGGAUAACCCAUAUGUAUUUGCUCGACCUAACCAACACUCCACGAAGCCACUGAGAGGUGGGGACCUGCUUAGGUUUUUAGCCAAAACAUGUGGUGCCAGACACCCAGAGCAUUUAACGUCCACUCGCCUGCGGAGACAAAUCGCAACCCUUUCACAGUUGUUAUGUGUGGAGAGUUUAGAUAUUGAACGUUUGGCCACGUUUUUAGGACACAGUGUGAAAAUCCACUUGGAGUAUUUACAACUUCCACGGAACACAACUCUGUUGGCAAAAGUAGCAAGAGUGCUUCUAGCUGGUGAAAAGGAUGGACUUUUAUUUAAAGGAAUGACACUAGACCAAAUUUGUUUGGAACUCGAUGUCCUUUCUGAAAAUUCGGGCAACUCUUCUGAUGAAGAAGAGAAACCAGAGGAGACCAAGCCUGCGGCAGGAGCAUCUCAUGCCAGCCAGCCAAGAAGGCUGGCCAGUGAAUUUCCACAAAAGAAAGGUAAGAAGUGUGUUCAGAAACGACCCUGGUCUCUAGCAGAAAAGCGGGAUGUGGAGCAGCAUCUCGAGAAGCAUAUCCGACUCCUUCAGGUCCCAGCCAAGGCCGACUGCGAGCGCUGCUUAUCCGGCUCACCGCUUCUUCGAUCAAACGGUCGUGACUGGAAGGCAGUCAAGUUCUACGUCCAUAACCGCAUCCAGCUGAUCAAAAGACACAUGAAGAAAGGCAAAAAUGUAGAAUGACCACCAAAGGAAAGUGAGAUGCACAGAAAUCACAGAGGCCAACUUGUUUGAUAGUUUACCUUUAUCACUAAGCACAUUUUCUGAAGUUUUUGAUUUCUUGGUAUCAAUGAGGUGUGUUAUUAGCUGUGUUCAAGCACAAUGUACAUUCGGACAGUUCAUCUGAACAUUUUCGUCUUGUACCUGCACUCUCUAAGUAUUCCUUUUUCAGGUUUUUGUUUCAAGAUUUUUUUUUCUUCUAUUGCCUUAACAUGUAUUCAUUUACUAGAUCCUUAACUAGAUGUGUUUAAUAUUAAUGUAACAUUAGUUUGUAAAGUUCCCAUUGCACAAUUCCUUUGAAAUACUGGGCUUCCUGUACUGAUGCUUAUUUUAACCAAUCUCAAUCCGUUCAACCUUUCUUCAUAACAAAGUCUUCUUCAACAUAUCCAUUUCAGAACCUCAAUAUUUAUUUCAGUUGGUCAGUACACAGAUACUUAAUAAGUUAUUGCAGGCUUCUGCAGUUCUUAAUUCUGUUUGCAUUCACAAAAAAUGGGCUCUAUUAGCCUUGACAGACAAUGAGGUGUUUUUCAAUUUAGUUUAUUUACCAGUGUGUUCCCUACUCACUUUACCUGAGGAAUUCAGUUUUGUUCAUUUAAUGAGUGUUUUUCAGUUUUGGUAGCUGCUUUUUGAAUUAUUUUUCAAAGUAAAAAGUACAGUUUAAACUCUUUCAUAGACUUUUUUUUCCAUUGCACUGUGCAAAUAAAUACGUUCUCAUCAAUUGCAGAUCUCGGUUCAAUAAGGAAUACCACAGUGUCAAAAACAUUUAUUAUGAAAAGAAAAAGUUGUGGGUCAUGUGGAGUGUAAUGUAAACUUUUUUUUUUUUUUUUUUUUGAAACCAUUAAAAGUGAAUAUGUUACGGCCAAAGUGGGAAGUGUCUGGCCAAAUCGGGAAAUGGCCAUUGUCGCUGUAAAUUGACCAGCCAAUGUCCGAUCUUUUCCUCGAUUUUGGGAUUUGGCAAGCCAGUUUGUGAAAUGGCAUGGGGGUGAUUGGCCAAAGUCGGAAGAAAAAAGGCAUGAGCAGCAAUUUGUUGUACACUUAGCAGUGCAACUGCAUCGAGAGCAGCCUUGGCCGCCGGUCAGUGAUUGGGAAGACGCGACGGUUCGUAGUGAUUUUUCUUCUGUGCCUACGGAUUCCAGUGUGAGCAGUUUCUCGUGCAGAAUGGAAAACUCUCUUCUGAAUCUGCAUCUGAAAUUUUUUGAAAUCACCUUGAGCGGAAAGUCUCACAUCAGCACAUCGAAUUUUGGCCAGGGAUUUCUCACCACUUCACGAAAUGGCCAGCCAAAGUAGCAUAUACACCGGGCAUUUCUAGUAAUUCGGACUUUGGCCACAGCUCUCUGCCAAAAUGCGAAAUGGCUGGCCAAUUCAGGAACUGGUAGAACAAAUACAUAUAAAAAGCUUUAUUAAUGCAACAAUUGAAAAUAUGACGCAACAUUCAACUCUAUUUCCCAUUGAGGUCAAAAUAAUUAAUGAUUAUUAUUAAUUUACACUUUAUUUAAUAAAUAUUAAUAAUAAUUUAAAGGCCCAUAUAGUCCUACUCUCCACCACACCAUUUGGUAAUCAUUCUAUGUGUCUGUGGUUCUUGAUGUGAUGAAAAACUUCCUAACAUUUCUGCAAUGUCUGCCCUUAACAGGUUUCCAACUAUGUUCCUGUGUUCUUGUUUAAUGAAUUUAUUUUAAAAUAACAACUGAGAUCCACUGUACUAAUUCCUGAGUUGGCACACAAGGAGGGUUUUCUGAAUUCCUUGACGUUUAGGACAAUUUUUGCUUACUUAUUUUUUUGUGUACACCUAAUAAAGCAUACAAUAGUAGAGCUGAGUAUCAUAAGAAGUUAACUUUUAUCUAUUUUAGAAAUUCCAUUUACGCCAAGAUGACUGUGAACUUAACAGUUUAAUGGCAGCUUUAGACCAAAGCAAGACUCUCCCCUUUUGAGACGCCGGUCGACCAUAGGUUACUCUGAGACAUAAUCGCUCUUGGCAAUUAUAGUCCAGUCUGCUUUAUUUAAAGUAAACCGUGUACAUUAAUUCAUACUGCUACAGACCAUGGAUGUUGUUAACUCCAUGUUUAAAGACACACGUUUGAGCUCCCACUAAAGAUGUGGAAGCUGCUUAAUCUUAAAAGCAUUUCAUAAAAGUUAAAACACAAGUGAAAAUCCGGGAUUUUACUUGAACACUUCUCUUGGGGAGCAACAUUUAUUUUAUAGGAAUAGCUGGUUAGCCACACUGCAGCUGAAGAGCAACAUGGUGGAGAGCUGUUGCAAAAGAACUGGAUUUUAAACUUUGUAUUAGCAUUUAUUAAUUCUUAAUUAAGUAAAUAUAUAUUUUGAUUGAUUAUAGAGAAUGUGUUUACAAGAUGAAUCCACCCAGGACACAGUGAAUACCUGAUGAGCAGCAGCAGUAUGAAUAUGUUUAAUCAAUCGAUAGUAAUCCACAUUAUUGCAAAGAAAUGAUUUAUUAUUGCCAUUGUGAUCUUUGGGUUCUUAUCGUAAAAGAACCAAAACUAAAAUGCAGUUAAUUAGGAAUUUUUUGUGAAGCUGAACACUAUGAAUCAAAAGUGAAAAUGAAGUGUUUGGUAAACCUCUUUUCACUAGUGUAAGCAUUUAACUUAAAAAUGAUUCGACAGAUAUAAGAGGGUGGGGGUCAUGCAGAGAAAUAAAUAGAAACAUUUGUUAUUGAGCUGUGUUAAAAAAAUUGAAACACUUUUUUUUGCCCUUUUUAUAGGCGUUUGUUGAGUGCAUAUCACUUAACUUAUUGUCUUAAACUCACUCUAUUUUUCACAAAUUAUUUUUCUCAUGGUGUGCUUCACAGUUACUCGUAAACAUUUAUGCUGAUAUACCUGAAUGAAAUGAUCACUUUCAGAUCUUCAAGGUUAAUAUUCCACACCCAUAAUAAAUCUUAUUAUAUUGUUGUAUAAGCCCACUCUAUUAACUCACUAUGGACUGCAGAAUGAAUCGACAGGGUCGUUGGUACUUUUCCCCUUCCCACUGCUCCUCUUCAGAAUUUCACCCAGCAAGAGUUUUAAAUAGUUAAAUCAUUAUCACCACAUCCCUUUGAGUCCAUUUUGACACAUCAGAGUCUAAAUAGAAUGUUUUAAUUUGGCUAGGUUUUGCUGAUCACGUUUUUAUUGGGGGGGGAGAUGUCACAGUGGUUACCAUCCUGGGUUCAAAUCUUAACACCAGUCAUUGUGUACUUCGACUUUGUAUGUUCUCCUCCUUCUCUGUGUGAGUUUUCCUUCUAUUUCCUCAAGACCAGUGUGUUUUAUUUCAAUUGGCCUUUUCUGAGUGUGUGUGCUUCAAAGGGCAAUAAACUAGUGCCCUGACCAGGACUGGUUCCUGCCUUGAGCCUGUGUUCUUGGAAUUAGUCUGGCCAGGCCAGACGCGAUUGUCAAAUGGAAAUGCACAUCUAGCGACAACCCGUUACAAGUUUUGUAGUGAAUAGUAUAGAAAUCCACAGCAGCAAAAGCUAUGUCCACAGGGCUUUCUCCUAAAACACCCGCCACCAAUCCCUUCAGUCCGUGCACUUUAAUACGCUGGGGUUUCAGGGAGAGAGGAAAUGUCACAGAACAAAAGACCUGACACUGGGAGAAAAUAAAAAGCUAAAAUUGCUGUUCUCCAUUUAGGAGCUUAAUAGCACAAGGUAAAAAUGAAGCUUAAUGAUUAAUUUGCACAUGGUAAUGAGCACUGUGACAGUGGAGAUGGACACGCAUGUAGACCACUACAGCUCUACGCAUUUUAAAAAGUUCUUCUCCCUGCUACGAUUUUUUGUCCUUUUGACUGUUGCAUCACGAUGUGGCAUAACAACAGUAAACAGAGUUUAGAUCAGCAUUAUGGUCUAUGAGUAUACAACGUGUUAAGACUCUGCUGCAAUAUUCUGGCAGGGAAUGUUGGGAUUUCCAAAUGGGUAGUAAUGUUAACUUCCUUUAGUUGUUUGUUUAGACAUGCAAUCAGAAGAUGGAUACUGCGUAGCCUCAUCUGUGCUUAUAGUGGUGUUGUUAGCCAGAUGUAAUGAUUUAGGUGUUUUGUGUACCAAAAUCUUCAUCUCCUGUAGCUCCUCAUUAUCAGCUCUCUUUUGAUGGAGUGUGACACACUGUUUACUUCAAAUGCAUAUUUUGCAGUUCACAGAACAUAGCUGGCUAUUCUUUCAAGCUUCCAUCGACUCCUACACUAUCACCGUAACUGAAGAACGGAGAAUACACACACACCACCUGCAACAACAUAGCGUUCACUUUCUACCACUAGUACAUUGAUGUCCUCGAUUGCCAAUGUAUGAUCUGAGUGUACAGAAAGGCUUUUCGUUUGCAUCAGGUUCUGUUUAUUUUUAACACAUGCAAUGUGCGGACUGCACACGCAACUCACUUUCACCUGUGGAAUUGGGUUCUUUUUAGUAGACUUUUUCAGUUGUAGACAGUUAAUCGUAAUCGGAAGCUUGCUGUCUGUCGGACAUCUCUGGUCUUUGCAGUUCAAAAUCUCCGCCCUUACUUUGAGCACAUGAGCCGUUGGAUUGGUUUAGAAAUCUGAUACUCAGUCAGUGAGCCGUCUAAUCCUUCCCACCCAGUUUUAAGCAGAAUUCACUCAUGGUUGUCUGAUGUAUACGCUAUAAGUCUGGCUCAGCGGGACUAUCCCUGAUGCAACCUUUAAUUGGAUUAAUUACGGUAUGAGAGUGUUAAUGUUAGUUUUCAGUUUGGAGUGCUUCUACUAACCAUGCAGAAUAUGAGGACACAACAUGCAUAGCAUCUGUUGUCUCACCUGAUGUAAAUAUUGUUAAUUAGGCCGUCAAGUCAAAAUUUUUAGUAAACAAAUAAUAAGAUGCAUUCUUGAAAAAAAUAAAUGUUUUGAUGAUUUUUUUUUUGAUGUCAUCGUUAGUCCAAUAUUAAAGGAUUUAGUUUUAUUUAGUUGUAAAGUCUUCCACACUUUGUUUCCUGUUGGUACGAGUAUUAUCGCCAUCUGAUGCUGUUUUUAACGUGGCUAAUUUACAGCAGGGGUCCUCUGUCACAGUCCUAGAAGGUUGCAGGUUUUCAUUCCAACCAGGUUUCUAAUUGGAAGCCAGUCCUUGUUAAUAGUAAACUUGGUAUUUAAUUGUAUGGCUUGUUAGCACUUUCAUUCAGCCAAGGCAAAUAUUUAUAAUAAUGACAAUUCACUUCAUUUGCCGUAUACAAUUAGGAGUUUGUCAUUUGCAGAGACGCACAAAGAGGGAGAGAGAAGCUGGGGGUCAGAGCACAGGGUCGGCUGUUUGUAGCAAUUGCAGGUUGUGGGCCUUGCUCAAGGGUCCAACAGAGUACCGUUCCUUCUGUGCACUGGUGGGAUUCAAACCGGCACUCUUCCAGUCACCAGCGCAGAGAGCCACACCACUUUUCUUUGAGAGAAUUGUCCGUGUUUUUUGAACCGUAACGGAUUUGCACUUUUUGGUCCGUUUAUUUCUUAAACACAUUAUUAACACAGAUAUGUCUUGAUGCGUAUUCACAGGUUUAUAUGGGACCAAGUUAACUGAUUGACACUUCUAGUGAUGCACCGAUGUGAAAGUGUAUGGCCGAUAUGCCGAUUCUUUGUGAAAAGUGAGAGAUCGCGAAUACAAGCGGCUGAAAUGAGUUUCCUCCGCAGGGUGUCUGGGCUCUCCCUUAAAGAUAGGGUGAGAAGCUCAGUCAUCCGGGAGGGGCUCAGAGUAGAGCCACUGCUCCUCCGCAUCGAGAGGAGUCAGAUGAGGUGGCUCGGGCAUCUGAUCAGGAUGCCUCCUGGACGCCUCCCUGGUGAGGUGUUACGGGCACGUCCAACCGGGAGGAGGCCCCGGGGAAGACCCAGGACACGCUGGAGGGACUAUGUCUCCCGGCUGGCCUGGGAACGCCUUGGGAUUCCCCGAGAAGAGCUAGAAGAAGUGGCCGGGGAGAGGGAAGUCUGGGCAUCUCUGCUCAAGCUGCUGCCCCCGCGACCCGACCUCGGAUAAGCGGGAGACAAUGGAUGGAUGGAUGGAUGGAUGGAUGAAGUGAAAGUGUAAUAAAUGACAUUCACAAAAUAUGAGAAAUCAAAGUUCUUUUAUUUUCUGAUGUGAAAAUGAUCGCAACUCUGGGAGUACAAUUAAACAAAGAGUCUAUAAUUUUGUAACUGCUGUCAUUUUAAUUCACUGGUCGGUCACUUUAAUUUAUUGAAGGCAACAUUAACAUUAGUUUAAUAAACCAUAUGUACAGUC
Molecule: messenger RNA, 9150 nt
Organism: Erpetoichthys calabaricus (reedfish)
Lineage: Eukaryota; Metazoa; Chordata; Cladistia; Polypteriformes; Polypteridae
Exons: 9
Coding region: 48-2939 (963 amino acids)
Molecular function (GO): protein binding
Source: RefSeq, a predicted model, not a curated record